AUGCCUUUGGUUGAACUUGCUUAUAGGAAAAGUAGUAAGCCUAUCACUUAUUCUGUUGUCAUGCAGUUUCAGUUUGUUUUGAGCCUAUUUGCUACUCUUGUUAGCAUAAUUUGGAUGGCCAUCAACAAGGAUUUUCAGGUUAUUCCAAGAGAAGGAAGAAAUUUUGGUUUGGGACAAGUGAAAUAUUAUUUGCUAUUAAUUGCAGUUGCAGUUGCUUGGCAAAUCGCCUCCGCAGGAUUUUUGGGAAUCAUCUACUGUACAUCAUCUCUCUUCUCUGGAAUUUUUACUACAUGUUUACUCCCAUUCACUCAGGUUGCUGCAUCGAUUGCUUUCCACGAGGAAUUUACGGGUCAAAAAGGAAUGUCACAUGCAUUAUGUUUGUGGGGUUUCCUUUCUUACUUCGUAGGGGAAUACAAGAAAACCAAGACGGCUCACCCCAUUGCUUAUGAUAAAGAGAAAUCAGAACUUACAGAUUAUAAUGAUACUACGGAAGGAGGAAAGCAAUAUAACGCAACACAAUAA
Molecule: messenger RNA, 522 nt
Organism: Papaver somniferum (opium poppy)
Lineage: Eukaryota; Viridiplantae; Streptophyta; Magnoliopsida; Ranunculales; Papaveraceae
Product: purine permease 3-like
Exons: 2
Coding region: 1-522 (173 amino acids)
Cellular component (GO): membrane
Molecular function (GO): purine nucleoside transmembrane transporter activity
Source: RefSeq, a predicted model, not a curated record